Molecule: messenger RNA, 909 nt
Organism: Rotaria sp. Silwood1
Lineage: Eukaryota; Metazoa; Rotifera; Eurotatoria; Philodinida; Philodinidae
Source: the annotation of a GenBank genome assembly
AUGGUUCAUGUUCAAGGUGGUAUUUUGAUUGAAGAUUUAAAUAAGCAAUUGGCUUCUCCUGAGUUUAACCUUGCUCUUGCUACACAAGGAGCUCAGCCUGCUGUUUCUUUAGCUGGAGCUCUCUCAACAUCAUCACCACCACGUUUAACAAAUAAUAAUUUACCAUCAAUAUCGAAAAUAUUAAAUAAUAAUUCAUUCAAAAAUACACCAUUAGAUAUUAAUGGUGAACCAAAUACUCGUAUAUCAAAUAUGGAAUCACCAUUGAUUAGUAUGAUGCAAAUGGUAAACAAUUUGAAAUCAUCUACUUCUCCAUAUAAUUCAUCAAAGAAUUACCGAUCAAAACAAUCAAUGAACAAUUCAAAUUUAGAAUAUAUGUCGAAAUCCAUGGAUCAUAUGAAUAAGACAGCACAACACAUACAAUUUCAAAAUAUGAAUCCACAUCAUAUGCCAGAUCCAUCAGAUUUUAUGCAAACAAAUUUUAAUUCACAUCAUCAGAAGAAUUUACCACCAUCACAUCUACAGAAGUUCAAAAUGAUGCCUCAACAUCAUACCAUUGAUCUCAAUGAAAUGAUUAUACCACACUCAAAUAGUCCAUCAUCCUCGUCGAAAGAUUUAUUACAUUUAUCAUCAUUAUCUGAUCCAAUGCAACAACAUUUUUAUUCUUUAUCUCAAUCACCACCACCACCUGAUCAACAACAAAGACAUACAAGUUUUCCAACCAUGAUGAACAACAGUUUUAGUCUAGGACCAAUACAUCAUCAUCCUUCUCAUAUGUAUCCAUCUCAUCACCCAAUGCAGUCAAAUGAUGUUAGAAUACCACCUCAACAACAACAACAACAACAGCUAACAGAUGAACAAUUAAUACGUAAUCUUGCUGAAGAAUUAAAAACAUAUCUACCACGUAAUUAA